UACCGGCAGGAGCUUCCGUUCUGCGGCAGCCGGGGCGCUUCUGCGGCGUCCGACGGCGGAGCCGUAACCGGCUUGAGUCCGGGUGGCGCUUGAGCGCGAUUCGAAUUGAGGCCCAGGGAAUCCAAAGGAGGGGGCGGGGACUCGGGAGGAGAAUCAGCGCGGGAGGCCAGAAGUCGGUGCCGGCGGAGUGAGGACUUCGCAGGCGCGAUGCCCGGGGACGAGGCCUGUCCCAGCCCUGUGGGGCAGCCCCGCUCGCUGGAUUCCGCCGCGGGGGGGCUGGGGGAGCCCGCUUCUGCCCCAGCCGAACAGGCUCUCCCCCGGUUCUUGCGGCUCUUUGGAAGCGGGGCUCCCGGCACAGGCAAGACGGGGCUCCUCAGAGGCCUCUCCGCCCUCCUGGAGGCUGCGGACUCUCGGUGGCUGCUCGGCGCCGCCCCGGCCCUGCUUCGGGAGCUGGUGCUUGCCCUGAGCCGCUACGCAGCGCCUCUCCGGUGGGAGCCGGAGGGAGGCGCGUCCCCCGGAGAAGACCCCUCUGGUGCCGCGGGAACGGAGCGAGCGUCGGAGGUCAGCCUGGUUUUCUGCCACAUCCUGGCCAAGGUAGAAGCGGCGAAAGGCCUGGACGAGUUGGACCCUGCGGUGGUUGGCUCGGUCCUUCGCCAAGUGGCAGGACCCGUCUUCAUCUGUGCGGUGGCUCAUGCGGCAGAGAGGCCAUGGACCCGGCCCAGGAGCCGGCGUGGGGCUCAGGAGCUCCUGAGCGCUCUGUUGCGUGUUUUGGAGUAUAAAUCGGUACCCGAGUUCCUCAGAGGCACGUGUGAAGAUGGGCACGGCUGGUUCGUUGUGGUGAUGCAGUGUCUGAAGCCAGAACUGACCAAAGAAACAUGGCAGCGUAACCCAGCAACAAAGUACGUGUUUUGCUUCGUGCUCCAGCAGGUCCAGAGACCUUGGCUUGGUGAUCACCUGGAAAAAGUCCUGCCACCUUCACUACUGCUGUCAGAUGACUACCAAGUAGAAAAUAAAAUCCUGGGUGUACAGUGUCUACAUCAUAUUAUUCAAAAUGUGCCAGCAGCUGUCCUCUGGCAGUUUAACAGAGUGCAGGUGGUGUAUCAUGCUCUCUUUAAUCAUCUCUACAGCAGGGAGGCUCAACUCAUACAGGUUGUGUUGCUGUGCAUACUGGACUUGCUGCCAGUCCUGGAGAGGGCCCCACAGCAAUUGUCCCCUAACUCCCCACUUGUCACACCCUCUGACAAAGUCCUCCAGCUGUUAUUGACUCACAUGGAAGCAGAGAACCAGCUGUCUUUGCGGAGAAUAUAUGCCAAGAGCCUGCCUGCCUUUGUUGAGAGGCUUGGCAUCCAGAUUGUCCGUCAUCUGAAGCGGCUGCAGCGAGUGAUCGUGGGAUACCUGGAAAUCCCUGAUGGGCCAGAGGAAGCUGCUCGGAUUGCAACAUUAGAAACACUGGAGUGUACGAUACAGCAUGCCUGGCCUAGAAUGACUUGUCGUCUUGCCAUAAUCCUCAAGGCUUUGCUAAGAAUGAUGUGGGAUGUGGCCACAGACAGGAGCACCACCCCUGAACUUGUGAAAGCAGCUUUGCUUCAGAGAGCCACCAAGUGCCUCCUCUUGUUGAAUCACUGUUCCCAAGGACAGGUGAAGGUCCUACUGCAAGGAGUCCACCAAAGCUGUGAAAAUGAACAGCUCAAGGAAUGCUUACACCAAAUACAAGAGGAUUCUGCCACAAGUUUGUCUGCCCAGCAACUCCAGAAAGACAUUGGUCAAGGGGAAGCCUGUUUUUUGAACCUGGAAGGAAAAACUCCAGAUUUUAAGAAUGAGAAUACUCUUGCUCUGCAACAGCUUUAAAAAAGAAAAAA
Python bivittatus (Burmese python) is the source of this 1859-nucleotide messenger RNA. It is a transcript of the gene TTI2, whose product is annotated as TELO2 interacting protein 2. The record is from RefSeq and is a predicted model, not a curated record. Lineage: Eukaryota; Metazoa; Chordata; Lepidosauria; Squamata; Pythonidae. Gene Ontology annotation, cellular component: nucleus; cytosol; TTT Hsp90 cochaperone complex.